AGCACACUGGCGACAGAGGCUCGGAAAUCAGCCGAUGCUUUCACGUAGCCGGUGCAUCUGGUGUGAAAGUGUUUUGUACUGCGUAGAGGGAUUGAGGAAAGGUCCACGCGUAUGUAUGAGAACACGAGAGGAAAACCAGACUUGCGAGUGGGAAGCAGCACAAAGUAAACGAUGGAAACGGAUGUAUUGAUGCUUGUGAUAAAGGCAUGAUUGCUUGGAUGUCUUCGUCGGAUUCAAACGGGCGUGUGCGACUUAUAAAAACAUAUGCCUUGUGCAUUGUUGAUUUGUUAAUAUAGCGUGUACUCCUCGGUUGUUAAUAUACAUUGAUAAAUAAUGUGGAGUGAUGGGAAUCAGUUUAAUGUCCUCAUCGGAUGUAGCUAUGUUUCAGAAUCUUCAUAAUUUGCUAAUGUAUGAAAAAAUAAUGGGUUCCUAGCAGAGACCAAUAAGCGACCAAUCCAAGUGUCAAGUGCAAGUCUUAUAGAUGACGAAAUGGAAUACAAGAAAUUCAGAAGCCACUUUUGGAGGCCUCGACCGUUUUAACCUCUAUUUGGACUGCUUUUUCCAGGACCAGGGACAGCGGCCAUGAACAGGUUACGCAGGAAAGCGUGCGUGGCUUUGUUAUUGUUCACUCUGUUCAUUUUUGGUACUAUGAUGGGCCUAAGAACACUAAAGCCCACGGAUGGUUUCUCAGAUCUUGCACCAGGAAUGGAGCUGAUGCCUUUGGUUGGGGAGCGAAUGGAACAGAAACCCAAUCAUUUAAUAGAAUCAGCAGGCCAAAAUGGUGGUUUGCACAGUGACACCAAGAUCGUGUUCUCCAAUUCUGGUCCUGAUCACAGCAUAUUCUAUGACAUUCACAUAUUCUAUUAUUUAUGGUACGGCUCACCACAGAUGGACAGUAGUUAUAUACACUGGGACCACGUAUUGGUGCCACACUGGGACCCCAAAAUAGCUGCCAGUCACCCUAAAGGAAGACACAAUCCUCCGGAUGAUAUUGCGUCCAGUUAUUACCCUGAACUGGGACCCUACAGCUCCAGAGAUCCAGAAGUCAUUGAAUCUCACAUGGCACAAAUCGAAGCUGCAGCUGCAGGUGUUGUGGUCCUGUCCUGGUACCCACCUGGUGUGGCAGAUGAACAUGGCAAACCUUCAGAGGAUCUAGUGCCUGCUGUAAUGGAUGCUGCCCAUAGACACAGUAUCAAGGUUGCGUUUCACCUGCAGCCCUACAAAGGCCGGACAGACCUCAGUGUGCAUGACAACAUCAAAUACAUCAUUGACACAUAUGGGACACAUGGUGCUUUCUACAGGUUUAAGUCCAGCACUGGGAAGAUCCUUCCACUCUUUUAUGUGUACGACUCUUACCUUACCCCACCUGAGACCUGGGCUGAGCUGCUAACCAUUAGAGGCUCUCACAGUCUCCGAGGAACUCCCUACGAUGGCAUCUUCAUUGCCCUCAUUGUGGAAGAGCGUCACAAGCAAGACAUCCUGGCUGGCGGUUUUGAUGGCAUGUACACCUACUUUGCUUCUAAUGGCUUUUCCUUUGGAUCCUCCCACCAGAACUGGAAAGCAGUCAAGGCUUUCUGUGACAAAAACAACUUGUUGUUUGUGCCUAGCGCUGGACCUGGUUAUAUGGAUACCGCUGUCCGGCCAUGGAACAACCACAAUACACGCAACAGAGUGAAUGGACGAUAUUAUGAGACCUCUUUACAGGCAGCAAUGUCAGUAAGGCCUGAUAUCAUCACAAUAACUUCUUUUAAUGAGUGGCACGAAGGAACUCAGAUCGAGAGGGCUGUUCCUAAAAAGACUGUAGCCCGUCUGUAUCUGGACUACAAACCCCAUCAGCCAGACCACUACCUGCAACUCACCAAGAAGUGGGCGGAGCAUUUCAGUAAAGAGAAAGAGCAGUGGCUUAUGUGAUUGGACAACACACCUUCUUACCGUUAACUAUGUUUCCUUUCACAUUUUAAUCUAAAACAUUUUAAAAAAAAUAGGUGAAAAAGGUAAGAUGCGCAGAGAAAAAAAUGAUGUGGAGAUUUUUUACACACAGGAACAUGUGAGUAAAGAAUCACAGAAACCCGUUUGUCAGAUGAAUUCCUAAACGUGCAACAACAAACGCUAACUUCUUCUAAACAUAUGUUGUGAUGACUAACCGGUGAAAAAAUCCCAGUGCACAUCAUAUACAAUAUUGUCUUUCUGAAAUGCAGAUUUCGUUUUAUUGAACAAUUGAAUGGAAACUAUGCUUUGUUCACAAUGUAUUUAUUUAACAUUUCCUUUCACCUGCGUUACAUUUAAAACUUUGGGUGGAAGCAUUAAUAUUGUUCAGUUAUGCAUUUAGACUGUUUGCACAACACCUUUUUUUAAAGGCAGCUAAUUUACAAUCUUAUUUUUCUCACUUCUUACAGAGUUUUCAAUUCAACUUUACCCAAAAAUUUGAAUUCUGGGUCUCACUUUGUUGUUAUGUGGCCUUAACUAAUAUGUACUUACACUGAAAUUAAUAAUUUGCUACAAUGUACUUAUUGUAUAAAUACAUGUUCUUACAUUGUAUUUAUGAUGGAUUAAAUACCUGCAUUUAAUUAAUUUAUGUGAUUACAUUUGUAAUGUUGACCAUGUGACACCCUUAAACCUAAACCUAACCUAUCCCUAACCUCACUGUAUACCACCUCAAGAGUACCAGAAGUGUUCUUCAAUGCAUUAUGAAAACAGUAAGUACAUAGUAUUUAUAUCUUGAUGUAAGUGUAUAGUAGUUAAGGCCACCUUAUAAGGUGGGACCAAAUUGUGUUAUCAUUUGCUCAUUCACUUGACAUUACAAAACUGAUUGCAAUUUAUUUAUUUUGUGGAACGUAAAAGGAGAUUUUUAUUACUAUUAUAAUUAUUUAUUUAUUUAUUUUAAAGAAUGUUUCCCUUUUUUUACCUUUUUACACACUUAUAAACAUUCUCUUAUGUACAGAACAUACAAAAUAUUGAACAUCAUGAUCAGUCCAUGGCAAAUGAGAAUGAGAAAAUGACUUAUACCCUGCUUAAAUUGUCAUGUUGGAAUGUAAGUGAAUGCAAAUAAGAGUUCAGAGCUGCAGACUUUCAGUGAAUAUUUUAAAACUCUUUGCAAACACUUUGUGUGGCAUGAUUUAUUUACUUAUUUUAUAUAUAGGUUUCCUUAGGCAGCACCUAUCCUCAUUCCUUAUAAUUUCUCCUUUUGUAUUCCACAAGAAAAAGAAAAGCAUACAGUUUGUAGUUACACAGUGAUGAGUGAAGUUGAAGCUAUAGCUACUCCUUUAAUGUUAUAGACAUUCAAUCUGUGAAUCUGACCUCUUGCUAGCAUUGACAAUGCAACCUCCAUAUUUAUAGACUGUACCUUACUAUUAAUGUGGUUUGGAUGCAAUAUGAAAUGUUGGUUGUGGAUAUGGUUUGUUUGGAUAUUGGCUGGGUCUGUUUUGUUCUGUAAAUGCUAAAUAUUCAUAUGUGAUUAACGGUAAAUAUUAAAUGACGAAAGAAAAUCAACUCUUGUUAUAGGGCUGUAAUACAGACAUUAACAAACUGAA
Messenger RNA from Danio aesculapii, 3530 nucleotides. RefSeq names its product mannosidase endo-alpha like (gene maneal). Gene Ontology annotation, molecular function: alpha-mannosidase activity. Bases 583 to 1911 code for a protein of 442 amino acids. The record is from RefSeq and is a predicted model, not a curated record. Lineage: Eukaryota; Metazoa; Chordata; Actinopteri; Cypriniformes; Danionidae. Gene Ontology annotation, cellular component: Golgi apparatus. The transcript is spliced from 4 exons.